Molecule: messenger RNA, 1563 nt
Organism: Venustampulla echinocandica
Lineage: Eukaryota; Fungi; Ascomycota; Leotiomycetes; Helotiales; Pleuroascaceae
Exons: 1
Coding region: 1-1563 (520 amino acids)
Biological process (GO): polysaccharide biosynthetic process
Cellular component (GO): membrane
Molecular function (GO): acyltransferase activity, transferring groups other than amino-acyl groups
Source: RefSeq, a predicted model, not a curated record
AUGCGGUAUCCAGGCGAAUCCCCAGAGGAUGACGAGAGUGCAGUGUCUCGCCAUGCGUCAUUAGGUCUAUUAGCUGGCCUCCCAGAUAUUGAGAGCGGUGGUACCGUAGCUCUUAACAGGGCCAACGAGAGAGUGGGGAGUUGUUUUGGUCAUCCCCAAAAGCCAUCAAGAGCAUGUGGUCGAGUGAGAGGCACAAUAUCAGCGAUAGCAAUUGCCACAGUGCCGAGUUUCGUUCGCCUGGGCGUCAAACGGAAACUGUAUCCCACAUCAUACCUCGAUGGACUCCGUGGUGUUGCAGCUUUCAUCGUGUUCAUCGAUCAUUUCACAACCAAUUGGUUUGACCCGCUGCGUCGCGGAUACGGUAGCACUGAUGAAGACCAUCACCUGGCGCAGCUCCCGUUCAUUCGAUUACUGUUUGCGGGCAGGGCAUCGGUGGCAGUGUUUUUCGUCAUAUCAGGAUUUGUCUUGAGCUACAGACCUAUCAAGGAGAUUCGUAUGGAGAAGUUUGAGUCACUGCUCGACACACUUGCAUCCUCGGUAUUUCGACGGGGACUAAGACUCUAUCUUCCCGUUGCAGCCGGGACAUUUAUCUCCAUGCUCGCAGCUUAUUGGGGGUGGUAUCGAGCACUCCCGGAAUCCUCUACAGAUAGCCUGCCACCAGACCUGCCAACAUUCUCGGAACACUUCUGGUAUUGGCGGGACCACACCGUGGGCGUCUCUUGGCCUCUUCAGGAUGUUAUGCCAAAUUCGCCUUACGCCCCCCCUUAUAAUGGUCAUCUUUGGACAAUCCCAAUCGAGUUUUAUGGCUCAAUGGUUGUUUAUGUGACGGUACUAGGGCUAUCUCGUUGCCAGGCAUGGAUCCGACUUCUGCUCAUAGGACUUGGCGCCCUUCUGACACUCCAAUAUGAGCGAUGGGACAUUUGUCUGUUCUUAUCUGGCAUACUGCUCGCUGAAACAAGUCUGAUAAGUGUAAGCUCGGAUGACUUCGCACUCGAAUACUCCGAAAAAAGAACAGGUAUAUUUGGGAUCCUAGGUUCGGCUUCGCUUGCAUGUUGCAGAUUCCUCCCAACGCUGAAUUAUCUGUUGCUCAUCUUCUCGUUAUACCUCCUCUCAUACCCCGGCGAACCCUGGCCCGAGUACGAAACUCCGCCAGGGCCCUUUCACCACUACUUGGUAUCUUGGACCCCGCCCCGAUAUAUCGAGCUGUGGUUCGGCAUUGAGCGAUUUUGGACGACGAUCGGCGGCGUAAUCGUUGUGUUCACAAUCUCCAAGUCGACGAAUCUUCAGCGGCCGUUCACCACUCGGUUGGCGCAAUAUCUUGGGGAUAUAUCGUACGCACUCUAUAUUGUGCAUGGGCCGAUUUUGUUCACGGCGGGAACGUGGUUUAUGGAUACCUAUGGCCAAGCCACUGAUAGCUGGCAUUGGGGGGCAGCUUUUAUCGCGGGAGGGAUCAUGAACACCGUUCUUUGUGUUUGGGCGGCAGAUAUAUUCUGGAGAGCUGUGGAUGCGAAAAGUGUUGGGCUUGCAAAGUGGUUUGCGGGGAAAUGUUGGAGAACUUGUUGA